Messenger RNA from Pestalotiopsis fici W106-1, 531 nucleotides. RefSeq lists its product as uncharacterized. Gene Ontology annotation, molecular function: protein binding. Lineage: Eukaryota; Fungi; Ascomycota; Sordariomycetes; Amphisphaeriales; Sporocadaceae. Gene Ontology annotation, cellular component: preribosome, large subunit precursor; nucleus; nucleolus. The transcript has a single exon. The record is from RefSeq and is a predicted model, not a curated record. The coding region runs from base 1 to 531 and encodes 176 amino acids. Gene Ontology annotation, biological process: ribosome biogenesis; ribosomal large subunit biogenesis; ribosomal large subunit export from nucleus.
AUGGCGCCCGCACCCAAGCUCGAGGUGCAAGUCACCAAGCCUACACCCUACACAUUCGAUCUCGGUCUGCUCCUGGCCAACGACCCGAAUCCGCUGCCGCCUACCGAUCCCUCCGUCACACUGGAGGAGCGCCUGGCUCAGAACGCCCGUGACGGCGCGCAGUCGCUCAUCAACCAGCUCCUCACAACGCUGCCUCUGCAGUCCACCCAGGCCGGCGUUCUGCUCGAUCUGCCGGCUCCCACCACGGCGCUGCCCCGAGAGAAGCCCCUGCCUGCCGCCAAGGAGCCGACCAAGUGGGAGAAGUUUGCCGCCAAGAAGGGCAUCAAGCCCAAGACAAGAGAGCAGAGGAGGAUGAAGGGCAAGCAAUUCAACGAGAACACGGGCGAGUGGGAGAAGACAUGGGGUUACAAGGGAAAGCCCAAGGAGGGUGUUGUCCCCGACGACUGGGUUGUGGAAGUGGACGAGAAUGGAGAGGCCAAGAGCGCCAAGAGCAAAGGAGGAGCAAACAAGAAGAGGAGAAUCAAGGCCUAA